GGAACCGUUUACCAGUAGCAAUUCAAAGGGACUCUGACAGACGAAAAUAUCAUACCGAGAGUUCAAGCGUACGGUUGAAGCAAACUUGUUUUAGACGUUGGUCUUUAUUCGAGUUGACUGCCAAAAUAUAACGAGACUGUCAGUAAACACACAUUCUCCACGCCGUGCGCUAGUUAAAAAGAAGUCUUAGAUAAAUAAAUAAUGGCAAAAACAAUGCAAAGGAGGCGGAGCUCCAUUAAGAGAGAAUUUAACGAAAAAGAACUUCAAGAUUUGCGAACUGCUUUUGUAAUGUUAGAUAGUAACAGCGACGGAAAAGUUACAACUGACGACCUCCAGGAAAUGUUAAAGCGCCUCGGGAUUGAAGUAAGAUCAGAAACAGUAGAGGAAUUGGUACAAAUAGCCAGCCAUUCGGGUAAAGAUAUAGAUGAAAACGAUUUUCUUGAAUUCGUAAAAAAAGUGCAAGAACUGUUACCGGAGAGGGCGGCCGAAGACGCUCAGCAAGAUCUUUUGGCUGCGUUUCAGGUUUUCGACCUGGACAACAACGGUUAUAUAACCAGAGACGAAUUGAAAAUUGCAAUGGAAAAAAUUGGUGAACCCGUAACUGAAGAACAAAUUACUCAACUCAUUACGAUGGCCGAUGUUGAUUUAGACGGCAAAAUUAAUUACGAAGAGUUUUCAAGACUAUUAAUUUAAAUAAGAACGAUUUUAGAUGUAUCGAAUGGAAACCGUCCUAUAUUAUAACUAAACACUUAAUAUGAACCAAAUUUUAACUAUAUUUAGUUGAUAUUGUUAAACUGCUAGUUCCUUAGACUGAAAGCUUUAUAAAUUGUAUUUUACAAUAUAAGAUACGAUUAAAAUAUAACUGUAUUAAUAAGA
Molecule: messenger RNA, 876 nt
Organism: Onthophagus taurus
Lineage: Eukaryota; Metazoa; Arthropoda; Insecta; Coleoptera; Scarabaeidae
Gene: Eip63F-1
Product: Ecdysone-induced protein 63F 1
Cellular component (GO): myosin II complex
Molecular function (GO): calcium ion binding
Source: RefSeq, a predicted model, not a curated record